Molecule: messenger RNA, 2057 nt
Organism: Folsomia candida
Lineage: Eukaryota; Metazoa; Arthropoda; Collembola; Entomobryomorpha; Isotomidae
Exons: 3
Coding region: 566-2050 (494 amino acids)
Source: RefSeq, a predicted model, not a curated record
AUGACCCAAGAUGAAUAUGUUACCAUCACCAAUGGCAAUGUCAUUUCUUAACUUGAUAACAUAAAUAUACGAGCGUGAUGCAUAGUUGCUGACCAUCAGUUCAAAAUUUUUAGUAUAUAGUAAAUAAUGAGUUCAUGACGAUGUAAACUUGCCGAGACUUGUCGCAAGUUGUGGUUGGCUUUAGUCAAACGACAGGUGAUUGCAUGCAGAAAAUUCCACCAAUCGACAUAAUCAACAAAUCGUGAAAAGGUGAAGUUUUUGAAACAGAUAAAUUACUGAUCCGCGUUUCUAUCAUGACAAUUUAAUUUCUAACACUCCUCUCUCUGUAAGAAUUCUUACUAAAAUUCACAUGUCGCGUCGCAUUCAGUGUGCACAUUUUGCCUGAUUAAUUUUUCCGCUUAUGUAUUCGUAAUUAUGGGUAUAUGGAGUAGCAGCAUGACCUCUAAUCCAGUAAAUUAACUAGAAACGUUAACUAGAUAUUUUUAGCCCGAACCAGGACUUAUUAAUUAUUUAUUUCCUCAUUUAGAGAACGGAACCGACACCCACUACGCCUAGCCCGAAGGAUAUGGACAACAAUGACGAGUUAGAAGAGCAGCAAGAUCAACAGGAUGAAGUCCCUCCUCCAUCAGCAUUUCCAAUAGUAAUCGUUGUAGAUGACGAUUCUGACGACGAAGAUAUCGAAGCCAUUUUCGAGCCACCACCCACUCAAAAUGUUCCCGUAAAACGAGCCCUUUCAGACGAUGACGACGACGAAGAUGAGAUCGACGACGAUCAGCCAGUUCCAAAAAGAGCAGCAGAGGAGGCGCAAGGAACUGUACAGGAAAAUCUUGAGCAGAUUAGAUUAUCCAUCGAAACUAUGUUGGGCUUGACGUUGAACGGUCUUGCUGAAGUUUUGGUGAGAAACGAGCCUGGCUUGUACACAACAGUGACCGAUCUUCGACGAAGUUUAGCUGCUCAUCAAGGAAAUUUGGGAACAACUUGGGACAAUUUUCGUAUCGCUCUUGGAACUCCGGCGCCACCUCCACCGGCGAUUAAUUCGCAAUCUGCGCCCCCAUCGCAGUCACAAAUUCAACCAGGCGCCCCCACGGCUCCAGUCGAACUAACGGACGUCGCUGUGAAAACCCUUCUUCGAAAUCUUGGCCGAACAUUGGAACUUUACGCCGCACUGAUAAAACGACUCGGAUAUGGAAACGGAGGUGGUGCUCCUCCAGCCGAUGUCUUCGAUUACAACAGGGUCGCCUAUACCAUUUGUCGAGAGAUGAAUCUACUUGCAGACCUCUUGCAGUACACUUAUCGACAGAAAUUGCACAAUCUUUCAAAAAAUUUGGCCACUCGAUCUGCACAAGCUAAGCAGCGAGUGGAGGCUGCAAUAACUAGAGCGCUAGACGCGUCAGAAAAUGUGACCGUUGCAGAGGAGCAACAAGUCCAUUUUCUCCAAGAAUGUCCUCCUUUGAUGUUUCAGGGUAUGGACGAGCCUCAAAUAAGAUACCGAAUCUCAAUCCCUCGUGACGAUUUCUUAACAAAUCCAAUACACCUCGUGCAAGAAACAAACGAAACCUUGCCCAAGAGCGAAAAUGUCCCCCAAAACACUUUAGUUCAAGGAGAAGAAAAUCUCCUCAUAAGAUUUGGAACACUUGGAAUAAUCAAUGGGACUCGGUCCAUUGCCGUAAAUUUUGACGCGCACGGCAUCAUUUUCCAUAUUUAUCAAAUAUACAUGACUUCCGGUUGGGAGAACCCGACAUCAACGCAACCACCCCAAGGAAAAGCGGUACGCGCUUUGGACUUUCACCUGAAUAAGCUUAAGGAAGGUUCCCUCCAGUACCAGAUCAAGGCAAAGCCACGCUCUGAAAAAAUCCCAUCCACGGGAGAAGAACAAAGCCAACAAAUAGAAAUCAGUGUGAGCGGAGUCGUCGAAGGUCCAAAUACGAUUGGAUCAGUUAAUGGUCAACGGAUAGAAUUUGUCUUUGUGUUGCCACCUCAUCUGUGCAUGAAACAUGUGAACACGGUUGGAGUGAGAGAUUUGGUUUUGAAAAUACAAUUUGCCAAGUAAUUCUAAA